CCGACUCCCAACCGCAUCCCGCUCACGACUCAAAAUGUCUAUGAAUAUAUUCGGUGCAGAGGCGACAGAGGAAAAAGCAGAGAAUGCCCGUCUAUCGUCCUUCGUCGGCGCGCUCGCGCUUGGCGACCUCGUCAAGUCCACCCUCGGGCCCAAAGGCAUGAACAAGAUCCUCCAAUCCGCGUCUACGGGCGAGGUCAACGUCACCAAUGACGGUGCAACCAUCCUCAAAGCGAUCCAGCUCGACAAUGCCGCCGCCAAGAUCCUCGUCAACAUCUCCAAAGUUCAGGACGACGAGGUCGGGGACGGCACGACAACCGUCUGCGUGCUCGCCGCUGAGCUGCUAAGAGAAGCGGAAAAGCUCAUCGCGAUGAAGAUUCAUCCGCAGACGAUUGUCGAGGGUUACCGCAUUGCAAGUGAUGCAGCGCUCAAGGCGUUGGAGAAGGCUGCUGUAGACCACAGUGCGGAUCUAACACAAUUCAGAGAAGACCUGUUCAACAUUGCACGGACUACACUGUCAUCAAAAGUCCUCUCUCAGGACAAGGACUACUUUGCCAAUCUUGCAGUCGAUGCCGUACUCAGAUUAAAGGGUUCCACGGACCUUGACCACAUUCAGGUCAUCAAGAAGGUCGGCGAAAAGCUCACAGACUCCUACCUCGACGAGGGCUUCAUCCUGGACAAGACGAUCGGCAUCAAUUGUCCAAAACGUCUUGAGAACGCGAAGAUUCUCAUCGCGAACACCUCGAUGGACACUGAUAAAAUUAAGAUCUUCGGCGCGCGUGUCAAGGUGGACAGCACAGGGAAGCUCGCGGAACUCGAGCGUGCAGAACGGGAAAAGAUGAAGGCGAAGGUCGAGGCGAUUGCUGCGCACGGCAUCAACUGCUUUGUGAACCGGCAGCUCAUCUACAACUACCCCGAGUCGCUGCUCGCAGACAAGGGCAUCGUCACGAUCGAGCAUGCCGACUUUGAGGGCGUCGAGCGAUUAUCGCUCGUCACUGGCGGAGAGAUCGCGAGCACGUUCGAUGCGCCGGAGAAAGUGAAGCUUGGGCAUUGUGAACUGAUUGAGGAGAUCAUGAUCGGCGAGGACAAGCUCAUCAAAUUCUCCGGCGUUGCAGCGGGCGAGGCAUGUACGGUCGUGCUGCGCGGCUCGACUUCGCAAAUGGUCGACGAGGCGGAGCGCUCGCUGCACGACGCGCUGUCCGUGCUCUCGCAGACGGUGAAGGAGACACGGGUCGUGCUCGGCGGUGGGUGUUCGGAGAUGCUAAUGAGUUGUGCAGUCGACGAGGAGGCGCGGAGGAUCACGGGGAAGAAGGCGAUCGCGGUGGAGGCAUUCAGCAGGGCGUUGCGGCAGAUACCGACCAUCCUCGCGGACAAUGCAGGAUUCGACUCGUCGGACCUUGUGUCGAAGCUGCGGGCGGCGCAUUAUGACGGACAGACGGAUGCCGGGCUCGACAUGAACGAAGGCAAGAUCGCGUCGAUGAAUACGCUUGGCGUGACGGAGAGCUAUAAGCUGAAGCGGCAGGUGGUGCUGAGCGCGAGCGAGGCUGCAGAGAUGAUUCUCCGCGUCGACGACAUUUUGCGUGCAACGCCACGGAAGCGGGAGGCGGCAUAGAUGUGGAGAAACGGCUUGCGAUGGACGCAGUGUUUUGGGUGUAUGAGAUGGAACGAAACUGUAGACUAUCCUUGCCCGUCGUGCUUGAUGGGCCACUUAGUUGCUAUAAACUCUGCUCGACUUCCAAGUCCGCGACGAUGCCGGUGUGUAUGGAAUUUUCU
Laetiporus sulphureus 93-53 is the source of this 1770-nucleotide messenger RNA. RefSeq lists its product as uncharacterized. The record is from RefSeq and is a predicted model, not a curated record. Gene Ontology annotation, cellular component: chaperonin-containing T-complex; cytosol. The transcript has 10 exons. Bases 35 to 1609 code for a protein of 524 amino acids. Gene Ontology annotation, biological process: protein folding. Gene Ontology annotation, molecular function: ATP-dependent protein folding chaperone; ATP binding; ATP hydrolysis activity. Lineage: Eukaryota; Fungi; Basidiomycota; Agaricomycetes; Polyporales; Laetiporaceae.